AAGAUUAAUUUUGAAAAUGUCUUUCUAUCCUGGUUAUCCCUAUGCAGCACCUUUGACAAGAUCAAUUGCAGCACCAAUGACAUAUGCUCAACCAGUGUCAUAUGCACCACCAGUGUCAUAUGCUCAACCAAUGUCAUAUGCCCCUUAAUUAUCAUAUGCAGCCCCUGUCUAAUAUGCAAGACCUGUCACUUAAUCUGUAGUUUAGCCAGUUGUAGCUUAACCUGUAGCUGUUUAACCAGUUUUACAAUAAUCUGUUAUUGCAUAACCAGUUGUUCAACAACCAGUCUAACCAGCAAUAAAAGGAGAAUCUAGAGUUGAAUAUAGAGAAUACUAAAGACCUGUAGUUGAAAUGGAAACUGAGACUGUUUAAGUUUAAGUGCCAAAAACAAAAUAUGUCACAGAUUAUUAUCCUAUUGAAUAUCAAACAGAAUACAUUCCUAGAACAGUCUAUGAAUAAUAAACAGAAUAUGUUCCUGUUACUAAAACAGUACCAAGAGUUGAGUAUGAAGCAAUUGAAAGAGAAGUUUAAAGAGUAUACAAUUUAAUAUAUAAAUUUAGGCUUAAUAAGUCGUUGUUUAAUAACCUGUCUUACAGUAAGUUGUCUAACAACCAGUUGUUUAAUAGGUAGUAUAACAACCAGUUGUCUAAUAAGUUGUACCUUAACCAGUUGUUUAAUCUGUUGUCUAAUAACCGUUGUCAUAUUCAUUAGUAAGACCAGCCCCAACAUAUGCUGCACCUGUAGCUUAUUCAAGUGUUGCUCCUGUGGCUUAAUAUCCAGGUUAUUAUGGAGGAUAUAGACCCUUCUGAUGGUUAUUUUAUAUUCAACAAUAAAUAUAACAUUUAUAUAUCCAAU
Molecule: messenger RNA, 853 nt
Organism: Paramecium sonneborni
Lineage: Eukaryota; Ciliophora; Oligohymenophorea; Peniculida; Parameciidae
Source: the annotation of a GenBank genome assembly